GACAGGAAGUGGGUGGGGAACCGGGAAAGGUUCGAAGCUCCAAACCUUAGGGAAAAGCUUUGGUCAGACUCGGUGUCUGGUCUGGAGCGCUGGGUGUGGUGGUUGGUGGCUUCGGAAGCCCGCCCCCUAGCUCAGCCCUAAGUGGGAGGAGAGAGCCGGUAAGAAAGUUCAGUGUCAUCUCCGAGGCCUAGGACUUAAAGGAAGGGAAGAUCCUAGGAGAGGGAGCCGGCUGCACUCCCUCCUCCCCACGUCUAGAAACCUGUUGGCUCUCAGCUACACCCCCUGGACUUCCCUUCCUGGGCCCUGGAGCUUCUCCUCUGGCCAGGCGAAAGAAUGGCUACUCUGGGGCUGGAGGAGAAGCUGGUCUGUGUCAUCUGCCUGGAGCUGUACCAGGAAGCGGUCACUCUGCUCUGCGGCCACAACUUCUGCCGUAAGUGCAUCGAAGACUACUGGGACCGCGGGGAGAUCGACUGCCCUCACUGCCGGACCCUGUUCAAGCUGCGCCCCGCACUGCACAAGAACGGGGCUCUGUGUGAAGUGGUGGAGUCCCUGCGGGCGGCUGAAGGGCAGCCGGCGGCGACGGAGCCCGCGCUCGGCCCGUGCCCCGCAGCCCGGUGCCCUCGUCACGGGCGAGCCCUGGAGCUCUAUUGCAGGACGGAGAAACGGUGCAUCUGCUGCGUCUGCACCGUGGGUCAGUGCGAGGGCCACUUGCGGGUCCUGGCUGAUGUGGAGCGCAAGGAACAGGAGAAAUGGCUGAAGGAGCAGCUGGAGGAAAAUCAGAAUCAGAAAAUCAAGAUUGAUGAGCAACUUAAGGAAUUGCAGGAUGAGACUGACAGGAUCCAGAAUUCGGCCAACACUCAGGCCGUGGCCAUCUCUGAAAAAGUCACUUGUCUGCUGCGGACCCUUGAAGCACGGCGGGAUAAGGCACUCCAGAACAUCGAACGGGAAAAGAUGGCUGUCCUGGCCCAAGCCAAGGAGACCAAACAGUGUCUUCAGGACCACCUGGAGCUCCUGGCACAGAACACCCAGCAGAUCCAAGAGCUGCUGACCUGCCCCAAUGAUGUGGGCUUCCUCCAGAGGUCUCCACUUCUGACACUUCCUGGGUCUUUGGCAUCAGCGCCCUCACUGAAGUGGGAUGAAGAUGUCCAUCAGCUGAACGAGCUGAAGAAGAUGCUAGACCAAAUCUAUCAACUCCUGCUGAGGAACGAGACUGGCCCUGGGAUGCCUAGAGACGUUGAUCCUGGUUUCAAGGAACCGACCCCAGGACCAGUGUGCCGUCUGAGGAAGGAACUGAGACAGAAUUAUCGCAAUCUCACCUUUGACCCUGACACGGCCAACCAUCACUUCCACCUAUCCCGCCAAAACCAGCGGGUAAAGCAUGACUCUGGCUCCCAGCUCGACACCCAGCCCGGGAGGUUCCAGCUAUGGCAGGUGCUGUGUGCCCAGAGCUUCGAAGCAGGAAAGCACUACUGGGAGGUGGAAGUGUCGGACCAUUCGGUGACGCUGGGUGUCACCUACCCUGAACUUGCACGGAAAAACGUGCCCGGGCAGACAGACAACAUCGGGAGGAAUCGUCACUCCUGGGGGCUCCGCGUGCAGGAGGAGGGCUGUCAAGCCUGGCACGAUGGGAAGGUCCAGCGACUUCUGGGCACCCCUGGGCACCUUCUGGGAGUGGAGCUGGAUCUGUCCGUGGGACGCCUCUCCUUUUACAGCUUGGAGCCGCGGGUCCAGCUCCUCCACGUCUUUGACGCCUUCUUUACCCAGCCUCUCUCCCCUGUCUUCUGGCUCUGCGAAGGCAGAACCAUCACCCUGUGCCAGGUGGCCGGGGCCAAGCCGUGUUCUGGGCCCCAGGGAGAGACGCUUGGUCCCAGAAGAACAGUAGCUAACGAAGCUGGGGCUGGGGGUGGGGGGAGCCCAGAUAAAUAAAUAGUGGUUAUGUUGAAGAAACAGCAGGGACCAAGCUUAGGUCCAGAUGUGAAGCCCCUGUGCCUGCUUUUCAGCAAAUCCUGUUCUUUUUGAAGCCUCAGUUUCCCCAUUUGUGAUGCCUGGAUGUGUGUUUGUUUCCACCCCCACCCUCCCCUUCCUCUCAGCAUAUUGACUGCUUGAAUACUAGAAGGAACCACAGAGCAGAGAAAAAACCUCUUCCAAGUUUGGACAGUCUUAGCGUAGAGGUGGAGAAAUGUUCCAAACAUUUCUUCUCUGGUUGCUUUCACGUUGUUAUGUUUUGUUUUUUUAACCCAUAAUUUUGGGGUUACUUUCUUACAUCCUGUGAAUUUUAUUUUGUGCAUUUUGAACACAUUUUUCCUAAAAGGAGAUCAUUAGCUUCUAGACUCAGUACUGUGUAUUGCUUCCAAGGCAGAAGAGAGGUAAAGGUUAAGCAAUGGGGGUUAAGUGACUUGCCCAGGGUCACACAGCUAGGAAGUAUCUGAUGCCAGAUUUGAACCCAGGACCUCCUGCCUCUAGGCCUGACUCUCAAUCCACUGAGCCACCCAGCUGUCCCCUCUGUUACUUUGUGUUAGAAAAGAAAUUGUUGGGUUUUCUGUCUGACCUUCAUAGAAUGGCAGGAACAGGGAUGAGAGAAGAAUAAAAUGUGGGCCUGGGGAGGUCGGCAAGGACACAGGCAGUCUCAUAAAUUAAUCACAGGAUUUAAAGCUGGGAGCUCUAGAGACAGCCCUCAAGUUCAAGCCUUUCAUUUUAUAAAGAAGGAACCUGAGGCAUAGACGAGCUGACUACCCCAGUCAAGCCACCCAUCUCUUCCAACUCUUUCUGCUCUCUCUCAAUUCAGAGCUGUGAAAUGGGGAUAGGAUGGAAGAAGUAAUCUUAAGGACCUUCCAAGGGGGUUAAGUAAAACACAUGUACACAUAAAUUAAGAAUGUUUACAAAUGGAAAGUGAGGUGGCUCAAUGUAUAGAGAGCCAGGCCUAGAGAUUGGAAGUCCUGGGUUCAAAUGUGGCCUCAGACACACUCAGAUCACACUGAGCUGUGUGAUCCUGGGCAAGUCACUUAACCCCCAUUGCCCAGCCCUCCAAGACUCUUCUGUCUUGGAGGCAAUACUCAGUAGAGUUUCUAAGAUGGAAGGAGAGGGUUUAAAAAAAGAAGAAUUUACACAUGGGUUUAGGGGUUGCCUCAGGAAUAGCCUCUAAUUUGAGAGUUCAGGGAGUAGGCCUUCCACAGCUGCGAUUCUUAACCUGAGUGUCUAUAAACUUUAAAAAAUAUAUUUUGAUAACUUUUUUAAAAAUUGGUUUUCAUUAUGAUCUUGUAAAUUGUAUUUUGUGCAUUUAAAAAAUAUAUUUUUCCUAAAAGGGUGUCAGACUCCUCAAAGGUUUGGGUCACUAAAAAGGAUACAAUUCUCUCUACCCUAAAAAGACAGAGGGUGGUGGUCCAAGCACCAGCUCUUGGAAAAAAAGAGCAACCACAAGACCUACUUUAGAGUGCAGAGCCUUGAUCUUGUGGGAGAUGGGGAUUUGGGGGGAGAAGAAGGAAGCCCAGACUUUAACACCCUGUCUUCUCCUCACUGUUAUAGGGAGCUGUUACAACAGGUCAAGUGGGAUGGAAAGGGAAGAAUGAAAGAGCAGGUAAGUGUCACAGUGGAUUGAGAGUCAGGCCUAGAGAUGGGAGGUCCUAGGCUCAAAUCUGGCCUCAGACACUUCCCAGCUGUGUGACCCUGGGCAAGUCACUUAACCCCCAUUGCCUAGCCCUUAGCACUCUUCUGCCUUGGAACCAAUAACCAGUAUUGAUUCAAAGAUGGAAGGUAAGGGUUUAAAAAAAAGAAAAGAAAGAAAGGGGAAGAAAGAAAGAGAGAGAGAAAGGGAUAAAGAAACUGAGAAAAGAAAGAGAAAGGGAGAAAGAAAAGAAAAAAGGUAGGAAGCAAAGAAAGAAAAAGGGAAGGAGAGAAAGAAGGGAAGGAAGAAAGAAAAAGAAAGAAAGAAAAAGUAAGAGAGAAAGAAAGAAAGAAAAAGAAAGAAAGAAAGAAAGAAAGAAAGAAAGAAAGAAAGAAAGAAAGAAAGAAAGAAAGAAAGAAAGAAAGAAAGAAAGAAAGAAAGAAAGAAAGAAAGAAAGAAAGAAAGAAAGAAAGAAAGAAAGAAAGAAAGAAAGAAGGAAAGAAGGAAAGAAAGAAAGAAAGAAAGAAAGAAAGAAAGAGGAAGAAAAGAAAAAUGAAGGGGAGAAAAGGAAAGAAAAAAGGAAAGGAAAGAAAGAAAAAGGGAAAAGGAGAGAAAGAAGGAAAAGAAGAAAGAAAAGGAAAGAAAGGAAGGGGAAGGAAAGAGAGAAAGAAAAGAGGAAGGAAAUAGAAAAGAAAGAGGAAAGAGGGAAAGAAAAAAGGGAAGAAGGAGAGGAAGAAAGAAAGAAAAAUUGAUUCUGAAGGGACCUACUGUGAGAGAUUUAUGUGUUUUCUAUAUCUAUUUAGGAGCUGCUGUGAGUCUUUUCUGCCCAAGGGAAACAAAGGCUGGCCUGUUUCUCCCCAUCUUCCCUAAAUUAAAUGUUUACACAGCAGCAUAUGCCCCAAAAUAGUCAGCAGAAUGCAAACUUUCUGGUGUGAGUCAAACAUUGAGGUCAAGAGGAGUAAAUGGAUUAUGGGGCUAGGUGGGGUCAGCCAGGGAAGAUGUGCCAAGGAACUGAUUCUGGGGUGUUUAUAUGGAAGUCUAUAUGGAAGGGGCAUGAAGGAGCCCCUUCCCUGCCCCAUGUUGGGGUGGCUCCGUGUUUGUCCUGACUCCUUUAGCCUGGUGGAUCUCGCCCAGGCUCCUUAGGCAUCUGGCGUGAUGCUGACAAGCCUCAGCCUCAGUCUCAGUCUCUGCUUCCCAACACCUACCCAAUGUGAGUGAGGGAAAGAUGGGACAACUUUCUCAUUUCCUGCAGUCAGGUCAAGGGGCCUCCAGUUCUACGGAUGAGGAGCUUCUUGGGAGACCAAGAGAUCUCUGAGAGCCAGAGACUCAGCUUCUGCCAAUCUGGGAUCUGAGUUAUCAAAAUAGCAGCAAUAACCAUAAUAACAGUGUGUCCAGGAAAUUCAUUCCCUCCCCCUCCUGAGUAGCCUGACCUGUCCUUUAGCAUUCCUCACAACACAGUUAUGCCAGGUUUCAUCCAUUUGGGGCUGUAUGUCAAUAAAAGGGAGGGGGCAGGUCUUUUCUGGGCUGAGGUCUUCAGAGGUUAAGGGAUCCAAUGAGGGUCACACAAUUAUUGAGUGUUGAAUCAAAAUUAGAAUUCAGGUUUUCCUAACUUCUGGUCCAGCCAUAAUGCCAUCCAGCUAUAGAAAUUAGGGCUCUUCAUAGCUAUAAUUGGUAUGAAAGUUUAUUGAGUUUGAGGAAUUUAAAAAUGGGGAGAUCUGAUCACUCCCCCCCCCAAUUCCAUUCCUUUAUUUGGCAGCAAAUGCCUCUACAAAUGAGGGAUUUUGCAAUAAACCAUCCACACUGAAAUGGAGGAAACCCUCACAUAAGAUUUCAAUGUCUAAUGGAGAUUUAUUUUAAUAAAUUGAUAUUUUUUGCA
Messenger RNA from Monodelphis domestica (gray short-tailed opossum), 5477 nucleotides. RefSeq names its product tripartite motif containing 65 (gene TRIM65). Gene Ontology annotation, molecular function: protein binding. The record is from RefSeq and is a predicted model, not a curated record. Lineage: Eukaryota; Metazoa; Chordata; Mammalia; Didelphimorphia; Didelphidae. Gene Ontology annotation, biological process: positive regulation of autophagy.